This is a messenger RNA of Trypanosoma cruzi, 1230 nucleotides long. RefSeq lists its product as uncharacterized. The transcript has a single exon. The coding region runs from base 1 to 1230 and encodes 409 amino acids. The record is from RefSeq and is a predicted model, not a curated record. NCBI's taxonomy places the organism in Eukaryota, Euglenozoa, Kinetoplastea, Trypanosomatida, Trypanosomatidae.
AUGACAGAGAUGUGCUUCUCCCCCUGCUCCAUAUUUCCCGGUGAAGUGGAGGACUACUACUGCACCAGCUGCCACACAACCUGCAGCGGUUUGUCGCUGCUUGUUGGUCCACACACAGGCCACAACCGUGUUCCGUUGAUCGAUGCUGCCACGUACCUUCCAGCGGCUCUGCAACGCGAUGCGAAUGCGCUUGUCAUGCGGAUUCAGGAAGAGUACAUUCGGCCAAAAACGACACACUGCAACACCCUCCAUACCACGUUGGCACACAUGCAGCAAGAGAGGCAAAAAAAGCGAAGAGAACUUGAAGAGCUUCAGCGUGAGUUGGGCACGCUUGAUGAGAAGAUCGAUAAUCUUACGGAGGAGUGCGCCAUAGCUCUUUGUCAUUGGUCCCAUCAGCGCGAUGGCUUCCUGAGUCAGGUGCGGCGACUGCUGCGGGGCGCAGAUGCCCUCGCAAGGACUCUCGGUAUACGAGAAAACCAACCAAUUGGCACUGAACGCCGCGUGGAUGUCGACAUUGCGGCAUCAACCAACUUCCCUCCAUCCUGCGCGCUGCGGGCGGUGAGGAAAGAACUGCAUGAAGUAAGACGACUGCUGACACAACCGCUUGAGUGGUUGGAGCAGGAGGACGAGGAAGACAAGGAGGAAAGGGGUGAAGGAGGGAAAGAACUUCGGCUGAGCCAUCCUGUGAGGAACGGUGCGGAUGCCGUCGUCAGUCAUAGAAGCAAAAAGGAAGAUUACGGGCAACUCAGCGGCACAAGUAGGACGCCCCGCCACGCCAAUGACCAUACAUUGGUAUCAUCUGACGCCGAGGCUGUGUUGCAACAGCUCCUCGCGGCACACAUGAAACGGCAAGGAGAGCCGCACACACAAAAAUCGCCAUCCGCUCGGGCUUACGUUGCCGAAGUUGAGGGGACGAGUAGCUGCGAUUCACACAAUGAUGUGCAGGUAACGGCGGAACGACGGCGUUGGAAGAACGACUUCAAGCGGAGGGAGAGACUUCUGCGUGAGGGCCUCAAUGUUUGUAUGCGCGAAGGCUUUUUUCCGGGGCGAACAACAACGAAAAUUGCAGGGGGUGUUGAGACCGACGUCAAUGACAUGAGCAGCAGUGACAGUGUCAAGGAAGCCGUGGCUCAUCUGCUACGCAACUCUCAAAAUGAUAUUUUCAUUAACACGACCCCGCGCCAACAGCAUCGACCUCCCUCCUGCGCACUGGCGUCUGAGGAGGACUAG